Molecule: messenger RNA, 675 nt
Organism: Ostreobium quekettii
Lineage: Eukaryota; Viridiplantae; Chlorophyta; Ulvophyceae; Bryopsidales; Ostreobiaceae
Source: the annotation of a GenBank genome assembly
AUGUCGUUGAACAGGUUUUCGACUUCGUCUCUGCAUCAGCAGGCCAUCAGGCCGGUCGGCAGGGCGGCUCGAGGGGCCCCAGUGAGAGUUCACGCGGGGGCGGCGCUUCCAGCAGAGUACAAGACGGUGACACCUCUGGGGCAACGAGUAUUCGUGAGGGUAGAUUCUGCUGAUGCCACCACCGUUGGAGGUAUAAUGCUUCCGUCUUCUGCCCAGAAAGCCCCAACUCAGGGUGAGGUGGUGGCCGCCUUCCAAGACAGCAAUGUGAAGGUCGGAGACCGCAUUGUGUACAGCAAGUAUGCUGGAACAGAGGUGGCAAUGGAUUCGCAAGAGCAUGUGUUGCUGAAGGAGGAGGAGGUUGUGGGCAUCAUGACGUCAGCAGAUGUAAAGGCACUGGCGCCUGUGGCUGAUAGGAUUCUGGUGGAGGUGUCAGAUGUCGAUGCUGCCACCUCAGGCGGUGUGCUUCUCACAAGCGGUGCACAGGAGAAACCCACAUUCGGAAAGGUGGUUGCCGUGGGACCUGGGAAGAAGGGUGAGAAUGGCGAAGUAACCAAGCCCGAUGUGAAGAUUGGCACAAAGGUCCUGUACUCCAAGUACAGUGGCAUUGAGUUCGAGGACAAUGACAGGAAGUACAUCGUGAUUCGGGAAAACGACAUCCUGGCGGAGCUUGCCUGA